CAGGACUUGCAGUGAAUGGAGGAGGACACUUUUUACUAGAGAUUUAACUCAUCUAAACAUAUCAAGCGUUUGGGAUACACCAAGUGGCACGGGCUCUCACCAUGUUUCGAAACAGUCUCAAGAUGCUUCUCACAGGAGGGAAGUCGAACCGCAAAAACAGGUCCAGUGAUGGAGGGAACGAGGAGCCACCAGACCGAAGACAGGCAAGUGUAGACUCCCGUCAGAGCCGAGCUGGGCAAGGCACCUCCACAGAGAACGACUGUGCUUUUGAACCUGACUACGCUAUUCCUCCUCUCCCAGUGACCGAAGGUAUGCAGCACAUUCGGAUUAUGGAGGGCAUGUCCCGCUCCCUUCCAUCCUCCCCCUUACUCACACAUCAGUCUAUCAGUGUUCGGCUCCAACCUGUGAAGAAGUUAACUGCCCCUUUGAGGAAGGCAAAGUUUGUGGAGAGCCCUCGAAUCCCAGAGUCUGAGCUUGGCUCCCCAACCCUCUCCGCAGCCCAGAAGUUGGACGUUGAUGCUUUCUGCCCCGGUGAUACUGAGCAGGAGCUGGGACCCCCUCCGUCCGUAGAUGAGGCAGCAAACACACUCAUGACUCGCCUGGGCUUCCUCCUCGGAGAGAAAGUCACGGAGGUUCAGCCAGGGCCCCAGUACAGCAUGGAGGUGCAGGACGAGAACCAGAGCUCGGCGGUGACGCAGCGCAUCAGCCCCUGCUCCACCCUGACCAGCAGCACGGCCUCGCCGCCCGCCAGCAGCCCCUGCUCCACCCUCCCUCCUGUCAGCACCAGUGUCACGGCCAAGGACUGCACCUACGGAGCCGUCACCAGCCCCACCUCCACCCUGGAGAGCCGGGACAGCGGCAUCAUCGCCACUUUGACGAGCUACUCCGAAAACGUGGACCGCACCAAGUAUGGAGGGGAGAGCAGUAAAGAGCUGGGAUCUGGAGGAAACCUGAAGCCUUGGCAGUCCCAGAAAUCCAGCAUGGACUCCUGCCUGUACCGCGUGGACGAGAACAUGACGGCCUCCACCUACAGCCUCAACAAAAUCCCCGAGAGGAACCUGGAGACCGUCCUGUCCCAGUCGGUGCAGUCCAUCCCUCUUUACCUUAUGCCACGGCCAAAUUCAGUAGCAGCCACCAGCUCGGCCCACCUGGAGGACCUGGCCUACCUGGACGAGCAGAGACACACCCCCCUGCGCACCUCGCUCCGGAUGCCGCGGCAGAGCGUGGCCGGCGCCCGGGCACAGCAGGACCUGAGAGUGCGAUUCGCGCCCUACAGACCCCCCGACAUCUCCCUGAAGCCGCUGCUCUUCGAGGUGCCCAGCAUCACCACCGAGUCCGUGUUCGUGGGCCGCGACUGGGUGUUCCACGAGAUCGACGCGCAGCUCCAGAGCUCCAACGCCAGCGUCAACCGGGGCGUGGUGAUCGUCGGCAACAUCGGCUUCGGCAAGACCGCCAUCAUCUCCAGGCUGGUGGCGCUCAGCUGCCACGGCACCCGCAUGAGGCAGAUCGCCUCGGACAGCCCCCACGCCUCCCCGAAGCAUGUGGAUGCCAACCGAGAGCUGCCCCUGACCCAGCCACCCUCUGCUCACCCGUCCAUCACCAGCGGGAGCUGCCCGGGCACCCCCGAGAUGCGCCGGCGCCAGGAGGAGGCCAUGAGGAGAUUGGCCUCACAGGUCGUGGCCUAUCACUACUGCCAGGCCGACAACGCCUACACCUGCCUGGUGCCCGAGUUCGUGCACAACGUGGCCGCCCUGCUGUGCCGCUCCCCGCAGUUCGUGGCCUACCGGGAGCAGCUGCUGCGCGAGCCCCACCUGCAGAGCCUGCUCAGCCUGCGCUCCUGCGUCCAGGACCCCAUGGCCUCCUUCCGUAGGGGCGUCCUGGAGCCCCUGGAGAACCUGCACAAAGAGAGGAAGAUCCCUGAUGAAGAUUUCAUUAUACUAAUUGAUGGUUUAAACGAGGCUGAAUUUCACAAGCCAGAUUAUGGAGACACCAUAGUAUCAUUCCUGAGCAAAAUGAUUGGAAAAUUUCCUUCCUGGCUGAAGCUGGUAGUGACAGUCAGGACGAGUCUACAGGAAAUAAUUAAGCUGUUGCCCUUCCACAGAAUAUUUUUGGAUAGACUGGAAGAGAACGAAGCCAUCGACCAGGACCUGCAGGCUUACAUCCUCCACCGGAUCCACAGCAGCUCGGAGAUCCAGAACAACAUCUCGCUCAACGGCAAAAUGGACAACACCACGUUCGGCAAGCUCAGCUCUCACCUCAAGACCUUGAGCCAGGGGUCCUACCUGUACCUGAAACUCACUUUUGAUCUCAUAGAGAAGGGAUACCUGGUGCUCAAAAGCUCCAGCUACAAGGUGGUGCCCGUGUCCCUGUCCGAGGUGUACCUGCUGCAGUGCAAUAUGAAGUUCCCAACACAGUCUUCCUUUGACCGGGUCAUGCCCCUCUUGAAUGUGGCAGUGGCUUCUCUGCACCCAUUAACAGACGAACAUAUUUUUCAGGCCAUUAAUGCAGGUAACGUUGAGGGCACUUUGGAGUGGGAGGACUUUCAGCAGAGGAUGGAGAACCUUUCUAUGUUUCUUAUCAAACGUAGAGAUAUGACGCGAAUGUUUGUUCAUCCCUCUUUCCGAGAAUGGCUCAUUUGGAGAGAAGAAGGUGAAAAGACCAAGUUUCUUUGUGAUCCUAGGAGUGGCCACACCCUACUUGCCUUCUGGUUUUCCCGACAAGAAGGAAAAUUAAAUCGGCAGCAAACUAUUGAACUGGGACAUCACAUCCUCAAAGCACACAUUUUUAAGGGGCUGAGUAAAAAAGUUGGAGUGUCUUCCUCCAUCCUCCAAGGGCUUUGGAUCUCCUACAGUACUGAAGGUCUUUCCAUGGCUUUGGCAUCCCUGAGAAACCUCUACACCCCGAACAUAAAGGUCAGUCGGCUGCUGAUUCUGGGAGGCGCAAACGUGAAUUACAGGACGGAAGUCCUGAACAACGCCCCCAUCCUGUGCGUGCAGUCCCACCUGGGCUACGCCGAGAUGGUGGCUUUGCUCCUGGAGUUCGGCGCCAACGUCGACGCCGCCUCGGAGAGCGGCCUGACCCCCCUGGGCUACGCGGCCGCCGCCGGGUUCCUGAGCAUUGUGGUGCUGCUGUGCAAGAAAAGGGCCAAGGUGGAUCAUCUGGACAAGAACGGUCAGUGUGCCCUGGUCCACGCCGCCCUCAGAGGACACUUGGAGGUGGUGAAGUUCUUGAUCCAGUGUGACUGGAGCAUGGCUGGGCAGCAGCAGGGGGUGUUCAAGAAGAGCCACGCCAUCCAGCAGGCCCUGAUCGCCGCUGCCAGCAUGGGCUACACCGAGAUCGUCUCCUACCUGCUCGAUCUCCCAGAAAAAGACGAAGAGGAGGUGGAGAGAGCACAGAUCAACAGCUUUGACAGCCUUUGGGGAGAGACAGCUCUGACGGCGGCGGCCGGGCGCGGGAAGCUGGAGGUGUGCCGGCUGCUCCUGGAGCAGGGGGCGGCCGUGGCGCAGCCCAACCGCCGCGGGGUCGUCCCGCUCUUCAGCGCCGUCAGGCAGGGCCACUGGCAGAUCGUGGAUCUCCUGCUGACGCACGGCGCCGACGUGAACAUGGCAGACAAGCAGGGCAGGACGCCGCUGAUGAUGGCAGCGUCCGAGGGGCACCUGGGCACCGUGGAGUUCCUGCUUGCACAAGGUGCCUCCAUUGCUCUGAUGGACAAGGAGGGGUUGACAGCCCUGAGCUGGGCCUGCCUGAAGGGCCACCUGCCCGUGGUGCGUUCCCUGGUGGAGAAUGGAGCUGCCACCGACCACGCGGAUAAGAACGGGCGCACGCCGCUGGACCUGGCGGCGUUCUACGGCGACGCAGAGGUGGUUCAGUUCCUGGUGGACCACGGGGCCAUGAUCGAGCACGUGGACUACAGCGGGAUGCGGCCCCUCGACAGGGCAGUCGGCUGCCGCAACACCUCGGUCGUGGUCACCCUCCUGAAGAAAGGAGCAAAGAUAGGUUGUCAGACGUUACCGAGUCGCCCACGAGGUCCAGCAACAUGGGCGAUGGCAACCUCCAAACCAGACAUCAUGAUCAUCCUGUUGAGCAAGCUGAUGGAGGAGGGAGACAUGUUCUAUAAGAAAGGUAAAGUGAAAGAGGCCGCCCAGCGCUACCAGUACGCUCUGAAGAAAUUCCCCAGGGAAGGGUUUGGAGAAGACCUGAAAACCUUCCGUGAGCUGAAGGUGUCGCUGCUCCUCAACCUCUCCCGCUGCCGAAGGAAAAUGAAUGAUUUUGGGAUGGCGGAGGAGUUUGCCACUAAGGCUCUGGAGCUGAAACCGAAGUCUUACGAAGCUUACUAUGCAAGAGCAAGGGCCAAACGCAGCAGCAGGCAGUUUUCAGCAGCCCUGGAGGACCUGAACGAGGCCAUCAAGCUGUGCCCCAACAACCGUGAGAUCCAGCGGCUGCUGCUGCGGGUGGAGGAGGAGUGCAGGCAGGUGCAGCAGCAGCAGCAGCAGCCGCCGCCGCUCCCGGCAGAGCCGGAACCCGAAGCCCAGCACGAAGAGCUGUACUCUGUGCAGGACAUCUUCGAGGAGGAGUACCUCGAGCAGGACGUAGAAAACGUUUCCAUUGGCCUGCAGACAGAGUCCAGGCCAAACCAAGGGCUGCCCAUCAUCCAGAGCCCACCCCCGUCCCCGGCUCACAGGGACUCGGCCUAUAUCUCCGGCUCCCCUCUUGGCUCUCAUCAGGUCUUUGAUUUCAGGUCCAACAGCUCCGUGGGGUCCCCGACCAGGCAGGGCUACCAGUCCACGUCCCCUGCUCUGUCCCCGACGCACCAAAACUCACAUUACAGGCCCAGUCCUCCACACACGUCCCCGGCUCACCAGGGCUCCACGUACCGCUUCAGCCCCCCUCCCGUGGGGAGCCAAGGGAAGGAAUAUCAGAGCCCGCCGCCCUCUCCUCUCCGCAGAGGCCCCCAGUACCGUGCCAGCCCCCCGGCAGAGAGCAUGAGCGUCUACAGGUCACAGUCGGGCUCCCCGGUGCGCUACCAGCAGGAGCCCAGCGGGGUCACCCAGCUCCCCGGCAGGCCCAAGUCUCCGCUCUCCAAGAUGACGCAGAGAUCCUUCCAGAUGCCGCAGCUCCCCGUGGCCGUGCCGCAGCAGGGGCUGAGGCUGCAACCGGCCAAGGCGCAGAUCGUGAGGAGCAACCAGCCCAGCUCCGCCGUCCACUCCAGCACCGUCAUCCCCACCGGGGCCUACAGCCAGGUCGCCCACUCGAUGGCCAGCAAGUACCAGUCGUCGUCGGGGGACAUGGGGGUCACCCAGAGCAGGCUGGUCUACCAGGGCUCCAUCGGGGGCAUCGUGGGCGACAGCAGGCCCGUGCAGCACGUGCAGGCGAGCCUCAGCGCCGGGGCCAUCUGCCAGCACGGAGGGCUGGCGAAGGAAGACCUUCCCCAGAGACCGUCCUCGGCCUACAGAGGGGGGAUGAGGUACAGCCAGACACCUCAGAUCGGGCGGAGCCAGUCCGCUUCCUACUAUCCCGUGUGCCACUCCAAGCUGGACCUGGAGCGCUCGCCCCUCCCCGCCAACCAGCUGGGCUCUCCAGAUGUGUCCCAUCUCAUAAGAAGGCCCAUCUCAGUGAAUCCCAGCGAAAUCAAGCCUCACCCGCCGACUCCCAGGCCGCUGCUCCACUCUCAGAGCGUGGGCCUGCGCUUCUCCCCCUCCAGCAAUAGCAUCUCCUCCACCUCCAACCUGACGCCCAACUUCCGCCCUUCCGCCUCGAUUCAGCAAAUGGAGAUUCCCCUCAAGCCAGCCUACGACAGAUCGUGCGACGAGCUCUCUCCGGUGUCCCCCACGCAGGGGGGUUAUCCCAGCGAGCCGGCCCGCUCCCGGACCACGCCCUUCAUGGGAAUCAUAGAUAAAACCGCUCGGACUCAGCAGUACCCCCACCUCCAUCAGCAGAACCGGACCUGGGCCGUGUCGUCAGUGGACACUGUCAUUAGCCCCACGUCUCCUGGCAAUCUGCCCCAGCCGGAAUCCUUUAGCCCGCCCUCUUCAAUCAGCAACAUUGCCUUUUAUAACAAAACCAACAAUGCACAGAAUGGCCAUUUGCUAGAGGAAGACUAUUACAGCCCCCAUGGGAUGCUGGCCAAUGGGUCCCGGGGAGACCUCCUGGAGAGAGUCACCCAAGCCUCCUCGUACCCCGACGUCAAGGUGGCAAGGACGCUGCCCGUGGCGCAGGCCUACCAGGAUAACCUGUACAGGCAGCUCUCCAGGGACUCCAGGCAAGGGCAGACGUCCCCAAUCAAACCAAAGAGACCAUUUGUGGAGUCUAAUGUGUAAAAGACGCUUGUUGGAGUAAGACCCUCAUGUUUUCAGCACACACUUCCAAGCUUGAUUUCCAUGCAUAUUAUUAUUAUUAUUAUUAUUAAUUAUUAUAAUUAUUAUUAUUAUUAUUAUUAUUAUUUUUAUUUCUCUCUGGUAGCUACAUGACCAAGUUUCUCCGGUACUUUGUGUGGUGGUCAGACAGCCAUGCACGUGCUCCAGCCCUUUCGUUCCCCAGCUGACCGUGAAGCCAACAUCAGCCGAGCCAGUAUCGUUUGCCCAAUUCCAGCAAAGUUCCAACCAGGAUAUCUUAGUCCGUGGCGCGGGGUGGCCCAGAGAUAUCCCUACGCAGCGGGAGGUAACCAGCUCUUUUUCAAGAGACAAUCGCCUUCGAUUUAAAUUUGGUUUUCUUUUGUCUCGAUGAGCUCUUACUCAGUUCUGACGGGAAUUCCUAGGGAUCACAGGAGCCUUUCCCGAGGCUGCUCCCCGUGCCAGCCAGGCCAGUUUGGCUCUUUGCCCCAAAGAGCAAAAUCACCCUCAGCGAGCAAGGGCUGAGGGUGAUGUGAUGUGAUGUAACACCGGUAGCUAUGCACAACACCCAUCCCGAUUCCGCUGGUUUCCAGCAUUUUAAUCCCAGUUGGAUUCCCUCCUUCCUUAACCUCGUCAUCGGUGCUGGGGUGGGGAUCACUUUGCUGCUUUCCAAGUGCCCGCUGGGUGCCCCUACACUGAUUUCGUUGCUCUGGGACGUUCUGCAAGCGUUGAGGGCUUAAGGUUGGCCCUUCGUUAACGUGUUUUGAUCAGUCAAGGGAAUUGCCCAGGAACCUCUUGUGUGUGAACCGGGAUUGCACCAACUUCC
This is a messenger RNA of Empidonax traillii (willow flycatcher), 7155 nucleotides long. RefSeq names its product tetratricopeptide repeat, ankyrin repeat and coiled-coil containing 2 (gene TANC2). NCBI's taxonomy places the organism in Eukaryota, Metazoa, Chordata, Aves, Passeriformes, Tyrannidae. Gene Ontology annotation, cellular component: dendritic spine. Bases 102 to 6317 code for a protein of 2071 amino acids. Gene Ontology annotation, biological process: regulation of dendritic spine morphogenesis. The record is from RefSeq and is a predicted model, not a curated record. The transcript has 28 exons. Gene Ontology annotation, molecular function: protein binding.